UCAUUAUCAUCAUCCAACCACACACUAAUCCUUUGCUUAACCCCGCAGUCUCCCUCCCUCUCUCUAUCCACACUUCUCCACGAAAUCUGUCAAAGUCAACCGCCGAAAUCGCUAAGAUUCCUGCUCCAUUCUCUCCAAGCUCGGAACGAGAGCAAAAGGGCGCCGGCGACGACCAUGGCGGACGACAAGGAGUCGACGUCUGUUCCGCUGAGCAGCAGCAGCAGCAGCGGCCAGCGCGACAUCGACGAGGCCGCCGAAGGGGGAGGAGAUCCCGAGGAUCCGGUCAAGGCCCGCCCGCCCUCUCCCGCCAAUUCCUCCACCCGCCAGGCUUGCUGUUUUGUGCUUCAGAGUUGGAUCUCAAAGAAGUUUAUGACUGGAUGUGUGGUUCUGUUCCCGGUUGCGGUCACAUUUUUUAUCACAUGGUGGUUUAUUGAAUUUGUUGAUGGUUUUUUCAGUCCCCUCUAUGCCCAGCUAGGGAUAAACAUAUUUGGGCUGGGCUUUGUCACAUCUCUGAUGUUUGUAUUCCUUGUUGGGGUUUUUGUUUCAUCAUGGCUGGGUUCCACUGUCUUCUGGAUUGGAGAGUGGUUUAUCAAGCGAAUGCCAUUCGUUAAGCAUAUAUACUCAGCCUCUAAGCAAAUUAGUGCAGCAAUUUCUCCUGACCAAAACACGACAGCCUUUAAAGAGGUUGCAAUUAUCCGCCAUCCACGUAUUGGUGAAUAUGCAUUUGGUUUCAUCACAUCAACUGUCGUCCUUCAGAAAGACAAUGAAGAUGAGGAGUUGUGUAGUGUUUUUGUCCCAACAAACCAUCUAUAUAUAGGCGACAUAUUCCUUGUUAAUUCCAAAGACAUCAUAAGACCUAAUCUCUCAAUCCGAGAAGGCAUAGAGAUCAUCGUAUCUGGGGGCAUGACGAUGCCCCAAACUAUUUCGCCUCGGGAAAAAGUCACAAGGAAAGGCGAAAUCGUACCUCUUGACAGAAUCAUAUGAUUUUUAUGAAGACGAGGCCUGUCUUGAUGGGUCUAGCUGCAUUCAUUUGGAUGGUUAUUGUUUUGUAACCUAAAUCCAUCUUCGGUAGCCACGUAGUUGUAGUCAGUGUUCAUGGAUUGGAAGAUGGUCGAAUCAAUUUGUGUAUGAUUCUAUUUUUACUGUUUCAUUUCUCUUGGGACUAAUAAUGCAUCUGUAAGUUAGUGAUAUACAAAGCUCUCAUCGCCGACCGAGAA
Molecule: messenger RNA, 1217 nt
Organism: Syzygium oleosum
Lineage: Eukaryota; Viridiplantae; Streptophyta; Magnoliopsida; Myrtales; Myrtaceae
Product: protein LIKE COV 2-like
Exons: 7
Coding region: 175-984 (269 amino acids)
Cellular component (GO): Golgi apparatus
Source: RefSeq, a predicted model, not a curated record